CACAGAUCUUCGAUACUAUGAAUUUUAAUUUUAUGCUUUUAUGCAAUAAUAAUGUAAAGUUAAACCAUGGAAAUAAUUAUAACACAAAAACCUUAAAGCUGUAUCGUAGGAAAACGAUAUCACCAAUUUUACUUUAAUUUGGUUGAAACCAUCUCUAAAAUAUUUUCUUUCACAUAUUGGUUGGUGGAAUGUAAAUAAGAAAUUCCUGAGAAUGUGUUAUUUGUGUACAUUUCAUUGCCUGCCGAUACUAAAAACCAACACAUUUUUUGGGUCAAGAUUGCGUUUACUGUGCCUUUUAAUCGGAUAUUUACAAAUAAUAAUUCCUAUAUUACUAGCCAUAUUGGUGUUCGUAGCAAAAUGGCAGAAAAUGUUCAUCUACCUGGUCUGGCAUUUCUCGUCAAUAUUCAUGAAUGUUAUUCUCAUUAUUGGCGUUCAUUUAGAUUUUGCGUUUGUGUGUCAGUGGUACUACAUCUUCUACAUGGUGCGGGCAGUCAUGUCUUUGGGCGCUUUUGUUUACUCCUGGGUCGACUUGAACGUUCGAGGCAUCCUUAUAUUUGGAGUUUAUUUGGUUUUUGACUGUUUGGUCGUAAUCGUGGUAAGAAGCCACUUCUUCCACUUGAGAGACAAGAAGUUGUCGGCGAGAGCGGCUGAGCAGGCGGUGCGGGAGGCUCAGCAGGCUUCACGGAGGAACAAGAAGAAAUCUAGGAAGAAACAUGGAGCUUCGAGUGUAGGUAGCGACAAAGACCCAGAGAUAGCCAAUGUGGGUGUAAGCCAGCCGCCAGCGCCCACCGCGCCCACCGCGCCCGCCGCGCCCACCGCGCCAUCCGCGCCUUCGGACCUAACGGCCACCCGCCCUUCGGCCCAGAAUGCACCACAACCUAAACCUAAUGUUGGGAAACCAACAAAGUAAAGCUUUGUUUGUAGACUUUUUGGUUUUUAUUACCUGAGUCUUGUUAAGGUAAUGUGUUGAUCUGCAGACGCUCGAGGAUAAAAUGAGACUUGUUUUAUAUUUAUGUAAAGUUCUGAACUCAUGUGACGAGGUAGGUUUUAGGUGAAUAAAAUAUCUUAAAUGUUA
Messenger RNA from Plutella xylostella (diamondback moth), 1075 nucleotides. RefSeq lists its product as uncharacterized. NCBI's taxonomy places the organism in Eukaryota, Metazoa, Arthropoda, Insecta, Lepidoptera, Plutellidae. The record is from RefSeq and is a predicted model, not a curated record.